Messenger RNA from Folsomia candida, 1374 nucleotides. Its product is annotated as allantoicase. Gene Ontology annotation, biological process: allantoin catabolic process. The record is from RefSeq and is a predicted model, not a curated record. The transcript is spliced from 11 exons. Gene Ontology annotation, molecular function: allantoicase activity. NCBI's taxonomy places the organism in Eukaryota, Metazoa, Arthropoda, Collembola, Entomobryomorpha, Isotomidae. Bases 102 to 1295 code for a protein of 397 amino acids.
UUUAUGCUGUCAAUUACAAUUGGGAAUCUGUCAAACUCUGUCACAUCAAACCUCAUAAAAUUUUCAACUCUUUAUUACAGUCACAUAAUACAUAUUUUGACAUGGCAUUGAGACCCAUAGUUCAAAACUCAUCGUCGCUUCAAGAUCGAGUCAAGUUCACAGAGCUCAACAACUUAUCGAAUGGUGCAAAAAUCUUGUUUGCUUCCGACGACUUUUUUGCAAAUGCAGAAAAUCUGUUAAAGGAACACAAUGCGGAAUGGAAGGAAGGUGUAUUUGAUCCCCAGGGGAAGUGGAUGGAUGGGUGGGAGACGCGUAGGAAACGAAUUCCUGGUCAUGACUUUUGCAUCAUCAAACUGUCGCACCCCUCGGUCAUCCAUGGCUUUCAUGCCGACACCUCCUUCUUCACUGGCAAUUUCACCCCCAGAAUCUCAAUCCAGGCUGGAAAACUCACCCUGAAAGAAGAAAGUAGUAUUGUGAAACGAACUGGGGAAUCAAAUAAGGCUGCAACUGAAACUGAGCUGAAGCAAGUGGCUACUCUUGGAACUGAUAAGUGGACCGUGCUGGUUCCAAGGUCAGAUUUGGGUGCUGGGUAUAUGGACACUUGUGACACAUUUUUCCCCGUGGAUAAUCGUGAGACAUGGACACAUCUGCGGCUCAAUUACUUUCCUGACGGUGGUGUCGCCAGGCUCAGAAUUUAUGGGCAGGUGAAGAGAACGUAUGAAGACAUUAUUGCGAAUGGCAUCUGCACAAAGGAUGGCAACAGCACAUUGGUUGAUCUCGCAUCAUCCGAACACGGGGGCAUCAGCAUUGGAUUCUCCAAUGCCCAUUAUGGUCAUCCUCGAAACAUGUUAUUGACCCGUCCAAUCCCAAAUAUCGGGGAUGGCUGGGAGACAGCUCGGCGAAUGGAUAGGCCGGAUGUCAUAACAGAAACUGGAGCUGGAUUCAUGGAAUCUCCAGGUCAAGAAUGGGCUGCUUUCCGGUUGGGAGUGGUAGGGAAAGUUGUCAAAGUCCAGGUCGACACCACUUGUUUCAAGGGAAAUUUUCCUGACAGCUGCAGAGUGGAAGGUUGUUAUCUCUCCAACACUGAGGAUGAACAGCAACUGGUUUCACCUGAGGACGCUCCGGGGUUGGGGAUUUGGAAAAUCCUGGUUCCUCUCAGCAAGAUGGGGCCGGAGAAGACUCAUAUUUUCCUUGUGGAUGACAAAAUUGGAAAUAAGAUUAGCCACGUGCGGAUAACGAUUGCUCCUGAUGGUGGUGUGGCACGGCUCCGUGUCUGGGGCAUCCCGUCGCCUUAAAAAAUCUAAAACUAAUUCGAAAAUGCUAACAAUGCCUGCGUGCAUGAGAAACAAAAAAUAUAUAACACUUGAAACAUGA